AUGAGCGCCGAACGUGACUGGAGACAGACCGUCGCGGCGAAGCAGCAGCAAAGGCAGUCAGCCGUAGAUGCCUUCAUCGCCGAUCAAGAUCCGGCCUUGACAGAGAAAAUCACGGCAAUUGACGAUGUCGUCGUUCUAUCGAAGCUGUUGGCUACGGGAGAAUUAAAGAGCGAAGAUGUGACAAAGGCAUACAUUACAAGCCUCACGGAGGUGCUAUUCUCCGAAGCUAUUCAGGACGCCAAAAGGCUGGAUGAGUAUCUUCAAGAGAAUGGAAAACUCAUUGGCCCCCUCCACGGAGUCCCAGUGACGCUCAAGGACCAGUUCAACGUCAAGGGCUAUGAUACCACGCUUGGAUACACGGUGAGGGCACUCAAGCCUGUUUCUGAGGAUGCUGCGCUAGUCAAAAUGUUGCGAUCAAUGGGUGCUGUCAUCAUAGCCAAGACAAACGUCCCUCAAAGUGUUAUGUGGGGAGAAACGGACAAUCCGCUUUAUGGAUUGACUACGAAUCCCUUGAACGCAGACUACACUCCAGGAGGUUCAACCGGUGGUGAAGGCGCGGCAUUAUACAUGAAGGGCAGCAUCUUGGGGUGGGGAACAGACAUUGGCGGGAGUAUUCGUAUUCCCAGCCACAUGAUGGGUCUCUACGGUCUCAGAUGUAGUAACUCGAGAUUGCCGCACUGGGGAUGUCUUGUCUCGACAGAUGGCCAAGAACAUUCGCCGUCAACCGUUGGCCCGCUCGCUCGCUCUCUUUCCACCAUCCACCAUGCCACGAGAGAAAUCAUUCUCCAUGAGCCCUGGCAGAGCGACUACAAUGUCUCACCUGUCGCAUGGCGGCAGAACAUGUAUGACGAAUAUUCUUCUAGGAAACUGACAAUCGGCCUUUUUCUCGAUGAUGGCAUAGUCAGGCCUCAUCCGCCAAUCACCAGAGUGUUACAGCAGGCAGCAGCAGCUCUUAGAGCCGCAGGCCAUGAAGUCAUUGACUGGCCACGGGAUCUCCAUGCCGAAUCCAUCGAAUUGAUUGACGAGUUGUUUGUCGUCGACGGCGGACAAGACAUUCGACAAGAUGUAGAGGCAGGAGGAGAGCCAUUUAUACCCGCUAUAGAAAGCCUCGUCAACGCGGGCCCUGCCAUCUCCGUGUACGACUACUGGCAGCUCAACAAGCGCAAGGCCGCCCUACGACAAGCUCACCUCGAAAAAUGGAAAUCCGUCAAGUCUCCCGCAACGGGGAGGACCGUGGACGCGAUAUUGAUGCCCGUCAUGCCUCACUCGGCAGUCCCGCACCAAGCAAGCCGAUACACGGGCUACACCAAGAUAUGGAACUUGGUUGAUUAUGUGGCGCUUGCCGUUCCGGGAGGCAAAGUUGAGGCUCGCGAUUGCGACGCGCAGUGGGAUUAUGCUCCGCGGAAUGAGACGGAUGAGUGGAUAGGUAGUGUUUGGAGGGAUCGUAAGGGGGAGAUGGCUGAGAUGGGGCUUCCGGUUGGGGUACAGAUUGUUGGAGGGAGGUUGGAAGAAGAGAAGGUAUUGGCGAUAGGCAAAAUUUUGGACGACUUGUUGAGGGCGUAG
Messenger RNA from Trichoderma breve, 1563 nucleotides. Its product is annotated as amidase domain-containing protein. Bases 1 to 1563 code for a protein of 520 amino acids. The record is from RefSeq and is a predicted model, not a curated record. Lineage: Eukaryota; Fungi; Ascomycota; Sordariomycetes; Hypocreales; Hypocreaceae. The transcript is spliced from 4 exons.